ACGUGUUUUUGUGGAUUGUGAAAAUAAACAAAGUGAUUUUGUGAAGAGGAUUAUCAGCAAAAUGCUGAGAAGACAGGCCAGAUUGCGACGUGAAUACCUGUACAGGAAGUCCGUGGAGGGGAAACAUAAAGCGCUGCAGGAGAAAAAAGACCGAAUAAAGCGUAGUCUCGAGGAAAACAUCCCAAUUCACGGAGACCUUCGAAGGGAAGCUCUGUCGCUCCAGGAAAAACUCAAGUGGAACGAUUCUGGACCAUCUGCUGCAGCAGAAAUUGGUGGGGUGAGUGGUGGAGCCAAUACGGCAAAUUCCCAAGAUGAUGAAUAUCGCUAUGCUGGCUGCGAAGAUCCCAAAAUCAUGAUCACAACUUCAAGGGAUCCCUCUGUGAGGCUCAAGAUGUUUGUCAAGGAACUUCGGUUGCUCUUCCCAAAUGCCCAGCGGAUGAAUCGAGGGAAUUACGAGGUUAAGCAAAUGGUACAUGCUUGCCGGGCCAAUGAUGUCACAGAUUUCAUUGUGGUGCACGAGACAAGGGGAGUUCCGGACAAUUUGGUCGUGUGCCAUCUCCCACAUGGUCCCACGGCCUUCUUCAACAUCUCAGGAGUGGUGAUGAGGCAUGACAUCCCAGAUAUUGGGCCAAUGAGUGAACAGAAGCCUCAGUUGAUUUUCCAUAACUUCAAGACUCCUCUGGGAAUCCGGACAAUGUCUAUCUUGAAAUAUCUGUUCCCGGUGCCAAAGGAAGACUCCAGGAGGAUCAUGACUUUUGCCAAUCACGAUGACUUCAUCUGUUUCCGGCAUCAUACGUUCCAGAGGGUGAAUGGGAAGGUUGAGCUGACGGAAUGUGGUCCUAGGUUUCAGCUGAGUCUCUAUCGGAUUCAGCUGGGAACUCUGGAUGAGCUGGAUGCCACAGAAACCGAAUGGACACUGCAUAGAUACAUGAACACUACGGCCAAGAGGAGAUUUCUCUCAGAUGACGACGGAUGGGAGCAGGACGACGAUGAUAUUCUUAAUUCAAAUUCCUGAAAAAUUUAUCAAAAAUAAAAAUUUCAAUUGAAAAAUAAAA
Messenger RNA from Phlebotomus papatasi, 1055 nucleotides. RefSeq names its product U3 small nucleolar ribonucleoprotein protein IMP4. The coding region runs from base 62 to 1015 and encodes 317 amino acids. Gene Ontology annotation, molecular function: rRNA primary transcript binding; snoRNA binding. Gene Ontology annotation, biological process: rRNA processing. The transcript has a single exon. The record is from RefSeq and is a predicted model, not a curated record. NCBI's taxonomy places the organism in Eukaryota, Metazoa, Arthropoda, Insecta, Diptera, Psychodidae. Gene Ontology annotation, cellular component: small-subunit processome; Mpp10 complex; nucleolus.